AUGGAUGAAAUGAAUGCAGAAAUUCUUGAUCACAUUUUGGAGUCUGAGUCUGACAAUGAAUCUAAUUCGUCAUCUAAUAUGAAGAGGAUUAUGACGAGAAUGUCUUUGAACCAAUUUUAUUCGCUGCAAAUAAUAAUAUUAGAACCAGUAUUAGGAGUUGUUCAAAGAGUACAUCAUGUAAAAAUUCUUAAUUAUAUUGACAAUGUUGUACAUUUAUACAGUGGGAAAGAUUUCAUAAUGCACUUUCGGUUAUCACGAGAAAUAACCAAUGAGUUGAUCAAUCGUUUUGCAGCAUCUCCAACUUUUUUGGCAUUACAAGCUCAUGCCGGAUACGAGCCUAUAUCUCCAGAGAAACAUAUCUUAAGUUUUCUUUGGUACGUUGGACAUGAAAGUGCUGGCUAUCGAGAUGUAGCAGAUAGAUUUGGAAUUACUAUAAGUGCACUGUACAAUGUUAUAUCCCGAGUCACAAAUUUUUUAAUAUCCCUUGCACCAAAUGUCAUCAGAUUCCCUACAUUACAAGACAGAGAGGCCACUAAACAAUAUUUUGUUCAGCAAAAAAGAUUUCCUGGAGUAAUAGGUGCUAUAGAUGGGUCGCAUAUUCGAAUCGACAAACCAAUAGAAGAUAAAGAUUCAUAUAUAAAUAGGAAGCAAUUUUUUUCCAUUCAAUUACAAGGCAUUGUGAACUACGAACAAAAGUUUAUAAAUGUAUUUAUUGGUUACCCUGGAUCAGUUCAUGACGCAAGAGUUUUUAGGGAAUCGCCUGUGUACAAUAGCCUAAAUGAACUUUGUGGAGAACAUGGAUACUUGCUUGGAGAUAGUGCAUAUCCUUGUUUACAACGGCUGAUUGUUCCAUAUAGAGAUAAUGGACACUUGACACGAGCUCAAAUCAAUUUUAACCGAAGAUUGAGCUCAUGUCGAGUUAUUAUCGAAAAUGCAUUUGGUAACCUGAAACAGCGAUUUCGUCAAUUGUACCAUUUUGAAAACAUGGGAAAAUGGAAGAAGUAUUCUCGAAAAUAUAAAAAAUGUUAG
Molecule: messenger RNA, 1029 nt
Organism: Cyphomyrmex costatus
Lineage: Eukaryota; Metazoa; Arthropoda; Insecta; Hymenoptera; Formicidae
Product: putative nuclease HARBI1
Exons: 5
Coding region: 1-1029 (342 amino acids)
Source: RefSeq, a predicted model, not a curated record